Molecule: messenger RNA, 1083 nt
Organism: Botrytis deweyae
Lineage: Eukaryota; Fungi; Ascomycota; Leotiomycetes; Helotiales; Sclerotiniaceae
Exons: 4
Coding region: 1-1083 (360 amino acids)
Biological process (GO): negative regulation of translation; mRNA catabolic process
Cellular component (GO): CCR4-NOT complex; CCR4-NOT core complex; P-body
Source: RefSeq, a predicted model, not a curated record
AUGCUCCCGGGGACACACGUCUUCUCUCAUCAACAUCAAUAUAAUCCGCAGGUCGACCAACCAUGGAUGCACCAGCAGACCCACCUUCAACAGGCGCAGCAGCAGCAUGCAGCGGCGGUUCAAGCAGCUCAUUAUAAUCGCAUGGCGGGUCAAAACCAAAACCACAACGCCGCUGUACCUUCCAUUUCUUCAAAUCACGGACAAGACGCAGCAGCCAUGAUCGACUCCAAUGUUUCAGAAGAAAAUAGAAGGACUUUGAACUUCAUUGCAGAUUUACUCAAUGAAGACACCAGGGAAGCUGCUCUCCUGGAACUCAGCAAGAAGCGCGAGCAAGUGCCAGAGCUUGCAUUGAUACUGUGGCAUUCUUUUGGUGUGAUGACAUCACUUCUUCAAGAGAUAAUCUCAGUCUAUACUCUUCUCAAUCCCUCCCAACUCACCGCCGCCGCAUCAAAUCGAGUCUGCAACGCCUUGGCCCUUCUACAAUGCGUAGCUUCUCACAAUGAGACUCGCGCCCUUUUCUUGAACGCUCACAUCCCGCUUUUCCUCUACCCUUUCCUCAACACGACUUCCAAAUCCCGACCUUUCGAGUAUUUACGUCUUACCUCCCUUGGAGUCAUCGGGGCCCUUGUCAAGAACGAUUCAUCCGAUGUCAUCAAUUUUCUCCUCACUACUGAAAUAAUUCCAUUAUGUCUUCGAAUCAUGGAGACCGGGUCAGAACUUAGUAAGACGGUUGCAAUCUUCAUUGUGCAGAAGAUCCUUCUCGAUGAUCAUGGUCUUAAUUAUAUUUGUGCUACCUAUGAGCGCUUUUAUGCUGUUGGCACAGUACUCAGCAAUAUGGUUUCACAACUUGUUGAACAACAAACUGCGCGAUUGUUGAAGCAUGUCGUCCGCUGCUUCCUUCGAUUGAGUGAUAAUGCGCGAGCCCGCGAAGCUCUCCGCCAAUGUCUCCCCGAACCUCUUCGCGAUGCCACUUUCUCCUCGGUCCUUCGUGAUGACGCUGCUACCAAACGAUGCCUUGCACAACUCCUUAUCAAUUUAUCCGACAAUGUUGUUGAAUCUUCAUCGGGUCACCAAGGUCUCUAA